AUGGACGGCACAUCCUCAUCCCCUGUGCGCCAGGCCGUGCUGUAUGCCCUGCCGUUCUUGAGGGCCUACUGGUAUCUUCUCAUUCCUCUUUACAUGGUCUUGCGCUUCCUCGUGCAGCGAUAUAAUUCUCCUCUACGGGUAUAUCCUGGUCCAUUCAUUGCCUCUGGAAGUCGAAUCUUCAAGCUGGUCUCGGUGGCCAGUGGGAAAACCGAGAAAAGUCGCAUCGACCUCCAUCGAAAAUAUGGCCGUGUUGUGCGCCUGGGUCCCAACGAGCUGUCGUUUGCCUCACCGCAAGCCGCGAAAGAGGUUCUCGCAGCAGGCAAGGGUUUCUACAAGACCGACUUCUACAGCGUCUUCCCUCCACCAGAGAAUCCCGACAUCUUCACCGAAAUCAGAGAAGAUGUCCACGCCCAGAAAAAGCGAGUCGCCGCUCACCCUUACUCGAUGUCGGCCAUGCAGCAACUUACGCCAAUCGUCGCCCGCAUCAUUCAGAAGUUUGGCAGCAAAUUGGACGGGUUCUGUAGCACCCCCAACGAACCAUUCGAUCUGGGCGAUUGGCUGCACUUCUUCGCCUUCGAUGUUCUAGGUGAGGUUGCGUUUAGCCGGCAAUUCGGAUUCAUGGACGCCGGUUACGACGUCGAGAACGCCAUCAAGACGAUCGACGACAGCCAGUGGUACAACAGCAUUGUGGGCCAAAUGCCCUUUUUGGACCACUUCUUACGUCGAAACCCUAUCAACCGAUUUUUACCCGGCCUCGCGAUUAAGGACGCCCAUAUCACUCGAAUGGCAUGGGGAGAGGUCCAGAAGAGAAAGCCGUACGACUCAGGGAUCGUACAUACAGAGCACAAGGACCUGUUGAGCUCCUUGGUCAAGGGUCAUCAGGCCAAUCCAGACAAAUUCAGCGAGGCCGACAUCUUCUCCGUCGUGCAUGGCGCCAUUUUUGCUGGCUCUGACUCUACGGCUUCAACAAUGCAGUCCUUCUUCUACUAUGUCUUGAAUUCGAAAUCGGUCUACAGCAAGAUCCUCGAGGAGGUCGAUGCAGCAUACGAAAAGGCCGGCGACGUAUCACUGCUAGAGUGGUCAGACUCUCAGCAGCUCGAAUACUUCCAAGCUGCCUUGAGAGAAUCGAUGCGUCUUCGCCCUGGCGUUGGUGUCGACAUCUCAAGACUGGUGCCUCCCGGAGGCGCUGUGGUUGACGGCCAGAAAUACCCUGGAGGGACCUCCCUGGCGUUCAAUGCCUGGGUACUUCACCGUGAUGAGGAGAUCUUCGGUCCUGACGUCGAGAACUUCCGUCCAGAGCGCUGGCUCGACAAGGAGAAGGCCAAGAAUAUGGACCGCUUCAUGUUCCAGUUCGGCGGCGGCAGUCAUCUGUGCCUUGGCAAGAAUCUCGCUCUGCUCGAGAUCAACAAAGUGGUUCCGUUCCUGUUGAGAAACUACUAUUUCGAACUCGUCAACCCUGGCGUGCCGCUGAAGCAUCACACGACCUUCUUCGUCGUGCAACAUGGCUUGAUUGUGUACAUGAAGAAGAGGAAGUUCUGA
Molecule: messenger RNA, 1539 nt
Organism: Cladophialophora immunda
Lineage: Eukaryota; Fungi; Ascomycota; Eurotiomycetes; Chaetothyriales; Herpotrichiellaceae
Exons: 3
Coding region: 1-1539 (512 amino acids)
Molecular function (GO): monooxygenase activity; oxidoreductase activity, acting on paired donors, with incorporation or reduction of molecular oxygen; iron ion binding
Source: RefSeq, a predicted model, not a curated record